Molossus molossus (Pallas's mastiff bat) is the source of this 2188-nucleotide messenger RNA. RefSeq names its product LHFPL tetraspan subfamily member 5 (gene LHFPL5). Gene Ontology annotation, cellular component: plasma membrane. The record is from RefSeq and is a predicted model, not a curated record. Gene Ontology annotation, biological process: detection of mechanical stimulus involved in sensory perception; sensory perception of sound. Lineage: Eukaryota; Metazoa; Chordata; Mammalia; Chiroptera; Molossidae. The coding region runs from base 323 to 1009 and encodes 228 amino acids. The transcript has 3 exons.
CUCUGGAGCCCUGGGCUGGACACCCGGAGGGGCAGGGCCGCGCCAGCAGGCCCGAGACCCCCGAGGGCUUGAGAGGAGGCCGGAGACCAGAGACAGACGGGCUAAAGCGGACACAGGCACCUGGACCAGCUUCCCCUGAAGAAGCCAAGGUCGUCUUCCUUGUCCUAUUAAUCCUUUUUCCACUACCUUGGAAGAACCCUCACUUUGUGCCCUGACUUUAGCCUCCUCCCCAGACCCGGCUAAGGAGUGACCCGCUUCAGGGCCUCCAUCCGCACAGACACCUUCAGCCCACAGGCCCCUGCCCAGGCCCUGCGCUCUCGCCAUGGUGAAGUUGCUGCCUGCCCAGGAGGCAGCCAAGAUCUACCAUACCAACUAUGUGCGGAACGCCAGGGCGAUCGGCGUGAUGUGGGGCACGCUCACCAUCUGCUUCUCUGUGCUGGUCAUGGCCCUCUUCAUCCAGCCCUACUGGAUUGGGGACAGCGUCAACACACCCCAAGCAGGCUACUUCGGCCUUUUCUCCUACUGUGUGGGCAAUGUGCUGUCCUCCGAGCUCAUCUGCAAGGGCGGCCCUCUGGACUUCUCCUCCAUCCCCUCAAGAGCCUUCAAGACUGCCAUGUUCUUUGUGGCCUUGGCCAUGUUCCUCAUCAUUGGCUCCAUCAUCUGCUUCAGCCUGUUCUUCGUCUGCAACACGGCCACAGUCUACAAGAUCUGCGCAUGGAUGCAGCUGGCAGCGGCCACAGGCCUGAUGAUUGGCUGCCUGGUCUACCCAGAUGGUUGGGACUCAAGCGAGGUGCGGCGCAUGUGCGGGGAGCAGACGGGCAAGUACACGCUGGGCCACUGCACCAUCCGCUGGGCCUUCAUGCUGGCCAUCCUCAGCAUCGGAGACGCCCUCAUCCUCUCCUUCCUGGCCUUCGUGCUGGGCUACCGGCAGGACAAGCUGCUCCCUGAUGACUACAAGGCCGAUGGACAAGGUCACAGGUCAGCCAUUUCCCCGACACUGGAAAAUUAGGGACUAGAAUUCUUCAGCGAGAAAACCUGUUCCGGCCACACCUCCUGUCCCUGGCUGCUGCAGGCCCUCCGCCCCAAGCGCUGCACUGCAGGACAGACGCCGCGGGCUCCUGGACGCUGCGACUGUCUGCAGAAAACCUUCAGCUGUAGCAGAACCGCAGUGACCCGCAUCAGCGAUAUCCAGACCUGGGUCCCUCUCUCCUGGCUGGGGACCCAAGUUCUCUUCUGAUCCCUUCAUACCCACAAAUCACUUUUCCCUCUGAAAAGAGAGGGUGGGAUGAGCCCAUGUCCAGGGGCCUCCAGAUCGGGUCUCCCACAGCCCAGUCAGCCGAGGACACCUCCUUUAUAGCCACCAGCUCUCAAGGGCGCCCGAACAAGAGGUGGCUAAAUGAUCUGGAUCCCUGCAGGCUGAAGUUCAGAGGGUCCUUUGCUUCUCCUUUCUCACAUUUUGUUUCCUUAUUGGUGCUCAGAAGAGGGUGAGGAAGAGGCCACCAGAACCUGAAUCCAUCAGGAAGUCAGUCUAAUAACUAUUGGUGAACAGAGGAUCUAAAAAUUUGGGACUAAAUUUAUUUUUCCCCCUUUAGAACCCAAAUCACACCUCUUCAGAGUGCCCACGCUGACCCCUUGGGAACUGGCUCCCAGAUUCAGAAAUCUGCUCAUUGUGUUCAAGUAGUUUGUUAUAGUAAUCGAUGACACACCUUGGAAAACACCUUGGAUUUGGCACCCUAAAUGGUGACUCUUUUGCCAGCCUCCACAGGGGAACUCCAUUUAGCUAAUACCUCACUGCAGCAAAUGCCAAGACAAUGGCUGGUUCUUCAGGCUGUUCCCUGCCCGGGGGGUGGUGCAGAGAAACAGGGUUUUACCUGCAGUGAUCGAGCCCAAGGAACAGGUGUUUUCUGCGUGGGCACUGCUCUCUCAUCGGUGGGGGGUGAAUGCGAACAAAGCUGUAGUGGGUCUGUCAUCACCUGGUCCAGCAGCAGUCAGGAACAUGGGACGCAGCGAGGUUCUCACUCCUGGGCUGCAGGGCACGAUGUUUCAGCAGCACACUGACCACUGGCCCAGUCUGUGCAGCGCUUCUUCCCCAGCUCAGUGGGGCAAGAGUGAGCCGCCCAGCACUGUGCCAGGUGUUGCUGAUGGAACUUGUAGCGUGGGAUUUAAGAACGACCAUCUUCAGCCCGUC